This is a messenger RNA of Haliotis rufescens (red abalone), 1723 nucleotides long. RefSeq names its product glutathione S-transferase A-like. The transcript is spliced from 6 exons. The coding region runs from base 196 to 873 and encodes 225 amino acids. Lineage: Eukaryota; Metazoa; Mollusca; Gastropoda; Lepetellida; Haliotidae. The record is from RefSeq and is a predicted model, not a curated record.
CAAUGCGACAUUUCAUCCAUUCACCUGACAUCGUGACACUGGCCUUGUCUGACAUAGCUUGUCGUCCUUGACCUUUCAACAGACACACUUCCGUGAACACUCGCGCAUAGACCACACUGCUUCAACGGGUCCACAUUACUCUGAUCAAGGGGCGAACUGUAGGGCGAAACUAUAUAAGCACUGAGCGUUUCCAACAUGUCGUCCAACAUGUUUCUGUACUGGGGUUCUGGGAGCAUUCCUUGUUGGAAGCCCAUGUUGGUUCUGGAAGAAAAGGGACUGGCGGGCUACCCGAAUAAGAAGAUUUCCUUCAGCGACAAGGAACACAAAUCGGAGGAAGUCUUGAAACUCAACCCUCGCGGACAGGUACCGACCUUCAAAGAUGGCGAGAUUGUUGUGAACGAGUCCGGCGCCAUCUGCUUUUACCUUGAGCACAAACUUUCAGACAAAGGAACGAAACUGCUGCCAGACGACAAUGCCCAGCGUGCCCGAGUCUUGCAGAGAGUGUUCGAGGUGUCUAACGUGGACAGCAGCAUCAUCACAAACCUGGUUCACUAUAGAUUCAGGACUCCUAAAGACGAGCUUGAUGAGGAGCUGUUGAAGACGAAGUACGAGGCUGUUCGGACUGAGUUGAAGAAAUGGGAGGAUCACCUGGCGGCUAGCCAAGGCUAUGUUGUCGGCAGCAACUUCACAAUGGCGGAUGUCUUCUUCUUCCCGUAUGUCGCCUUCGGGGUGAGACUCGGCCUUGACAUCUCGAAAUAUCCCGCCAUUAGUGCCUACUACGACAAGGUCAAGGACAGGCCAUCAGUGAAAGCAACAUGGCCGCCACACUGGGCUGACGGACCCGGCGACUCUUCCAUCAUGGGACCCGUGUGAGGAGCUGUGGCUCAGAAUGACGACAGAGGUCGCUUCUUUCCAGCCUGUUAUGCAACGCCAUUUUCAAUUUGGCAUUAGUCAUGCUUCAGUCAUAAUCAUAUUGUCCCUAUAUUGCAAAAGAUGUAUAGUUUUACAUAAUACACUGGCGUAUGGUUUGUGUUUGGCUCUAUAAUUUACGCCCUUAACGGUAAACUGACUUACGAUAACCUAACUUUGUAUGACACGUGGGGCGGCGGGGUAGCCUAUUGGUUAAAGUGUUCGACCCGGUUCGAUUGCCAACAUGGGUACAAUGUGUGAAGCCCAUUUAUUGUGUUCCCCACCAAGAUAUUUUUUCGAAUAUUGCUAAAAGCGGUGUGCCUCACUCACUCACGCAACACGUUUUAUUCAAACCAUGGUACACGAGUAAGCCAGUGGAAUAAGUGGGCCUGGGCUUAGUAAUUCGCUGUGCGUCGGUUGUAAGUUGAAAUCCAAGCUUCUGUCAACAUCAAAACAAUGCUCGUGCUAGACUACUAAUGUUACCACAAUCAUCUGACGCCAAGAGGUGUUGAGCCGGCGCCUAACUCAAUUGUUACUUCAAACCCUAGACAUCGGUGUCUGCAACGUUUCUUUUUCUAUCGAAAAACAUUUACAAAUAUUGGAUUAUAAUGGCAAUUGUUUCAUUAUACUAGAUUUAUUUCAGCAUUAUUUACAUUCUGGUUAUGCUGGUGGUUUGGUUUCGUUGUAAAGGCAUUAUUUAUGUUAAGCAAAGAGGGAAAGGUUUUAUGGUUAUGUGUAAAGAAGUUGUUGGAGAAUUGUUACAUUUGUGCUGUGUAAUGUAGUGCUGUCAUUUAAUAAAAUAAUACACUCCAUA